Salmo salar (Atlantic salmon) is the source of this 4569-nucleotide messenger RNA. Lineage: Eukaryota; Metazoa; Chordata; Actinopteri; Salmoniformes; Salmonidae. The record is from RefSeq and is a predicted model, not a curated record.
AGAGAAGCCACAAUAAAAGUGGUGAUGUCAUCUCUCCAGAGCAGCGAAUGAGAAGCAGGAAGGAGGGAGGAGAGACAGAGAAAAGGUUUGUGUUUCUCUAUCACUGCAGCAUUCUUGCAGAGCAGCCUAAACACGACUCUCAGCAGACAGACAGAGAGAAGACACUGAACACACAUUGGAUAGGAGAUAAAGAGAGGAAGACAGAAAGAGAGGGAGAGAAGAAAAGGAGAGAGAGAGAAGACAGCAUCUCCAGAGUGACAGCGGAAAGUGACAAGGAGACUGAGGGUAAAGAGAGGCUGCUGGCCGAGACACACACCGACAGAUACGCCAACAAACACAUACACGUGUGUCAUUCUGUUUUUGACGCGCACCAGAGGAUUCGAGGGGUUCCUGGUGUGUGUGUGUGUGGUGUUGAUGGGACAGUAAGAGAUGUGUGUAUCUCAGUAUCAGAGGGGCAGUAGCCCCCCUGCCCUCCUCCUCUUCCCUCUGUUCCUCCUCUCCUCCUCUCAUCUACUCGCUCAUGGAGCCAUCCAGAUCCCCAAAAACUAUAAAGUACAGAACAUGUUACAGCCUCCUAUUCUGACAAAGAUGCCCGAGUCCUUAACGGCCUUUUCAUUGGACGAUGUCAUGUUGCUCUGCGAGGCCACCGGCAUCCCCACACCCAGUUUCCGCUGGGUAAAGGAUGGUAAGAAGUUGAACUGGAUGGGACAUACUGGUUCUGGAAAUUUCACAGCCCAUGGUGACAUGCCGCUCAGCGAUUACCAAGGACACUACCGUUGCUACGCUGACAACACCUUGGGAACAGCCAUGACACACACCGUGAAACUCAUCACUGAAUCGACACCGACCCUCCCUAAGCAGAAGAGAUCUCAUAAAACGGCAGAGGAAGGAGCGAGUGUUGUUCUCCAUUGCAACCCUCCCAGGAGCUCCACCAUCCCUCACAUACACUGGAUGGAUAAGAAACUGCUCCAUAUAGGUCAGAGUGAGCGUGUGACGACAGGUCUGGAUGGGAACUUGUACUUUGCCAAUGUGUUGAAGAACGACAGUCGAGAUGACUACACUUGUAAUGCUCAAUACAUCGCUGCCAGGACCAUCCUGCCUAAAGAACCCAUCUCACUCACUGUCACACCUAGUAAUGACGUGGCUCGUGGCAGGAAGCCCCAGCUGAUGCAACCUCAGGGCCCCCACAGCUCUCACCUGGCCCUCAGGGGCCACAGCCUGAUACUGGAGUGUAUACCUAAAGGGCUUCCUACUCCUUCAGUAUUGUGGAAGCAUAUGGAUGUUAAUCUGUCGGAGACAGGAGCCUGGACAGAUAACCACGGCAGGUGGCUUCGGUUCGACAGCAUAACCCAGAAGGCAGACGGAGAGUACGAGUGUCUGGCUUCAAACAAACAUGGGUCCGUCACACACUCCUACACUGUCACUGUGGAAGCUGAACCGUACUGGGUGAAGGAGCCCCUGUCUCUGCUGUAUUCCCCUGGGGAGACAGUGAGGCUAGACUGCCAGGCCGACGGCAUCCCCACCCCUACUGUCACAUGGAGUAUAAAUGGAGAGCCAGUCACAGAGGUAGACACUGACCCUAGGCGGAGGGUGAGCGGAGGGGUGUUGGUCCUGAAAGAUGUCGUGUUUGGUGAUACGGCUGUGUACCAGUGUGAAGCCACCAACAAACACGGGAAUAUCCUCAACAAUACAUACAUCUAUGUUAUCGAGCUGCCAGCUCAGAUCCUGUCCUCUGAUGGUGUGGUCUAUCAGGUUACGGAGGGGGGCGUGGCCAGGCUGCAUUGUGAGGCCUUCGGGUCACCGCGUCCACAGGUCACAUGGGAGAGUGAGGACCUCCUGGACGUCUUGCUGUCGGACAGUCGUGUGUCUCAGCUGACCAAUGGGACGUUAGAGCUGUUUAAUAGUAGCAGGGAGGACAGUGGAGUCUACACCUGCUCCAUCACACACAGCAACACCUCCAUCACCGCUCACCUGGAGGUCCUCAAACGAACGGUGAUGCUGAUUGGUCCCCAGGCUGUACAGGUUACGAGGGGAGGAGACUCCUGGUUGGACUGUCAUUUCAGCUUUGACCCCCAUCUGAACCGACCCCUGAUCCUCUGGAGGAAAGACGGACAGAAGAUCAUGGAGUCAUCGCCGGGAGACAAGUACACUACAUUUGGGAAUGGAACCCUCAGAGUGACAGACGUCCAAUCAGCAGACGGAGGGCAUUACUCCUGUGAGGUCAUCACAGAUCUGGACAGCGUAUUGGCCAGUGGGUCCAUCACUGUAGUUGCCCGUCCCAGCCCUCCAGUGUUUCUGUCUCUGUCUGAAGAGCAGGACCACAACGUGACUCUCAGCUGGACACCUGGAAAUACACACAACUCCCCCACCACAGAGUUUGUGGUGGAGGUGGAGGAAGAGAAGCAUUCUAAGGGGAAGUGGAAGUCACACCGUGUGAAUGGAGACGUCAAUCAGUUGGAGUUACGCCUCCUCCCUUACUCCACCUACCGCUUCCGGGUCAGCGGGAUCAACAGACUGGGGAGAAGCGACCCAUCAGAAAUCUCUGAGGCCUACAACACCCUACCCGCAGUUCCUGAAAGUUACCCCCGACAUGUGCGUAGUGAGUCUACAGAACCAGGAACACUGGUCAUCAUGUGGGAGGAGAUUGACCGUCGUUUGUACAACGGGUCGGGGUUCCAGUAUAAGGUGUCAUGGCGACAGAUUCAGGAGCAGCACUGGAGCCAUAGCCAUGUUCCCCAUCCUCCCUACCUGGUGAACCGAACCAGAGCGUUCUCUGGUUAUGAGAUGAAGGUCCAGGCUGUCAACUCUCUGGGAGAGGGGCCACAUCCUGUUCCUGUUAUAGGACACUCUGGAGAGGACUACCCGCUGGCCUCUCCAUCUAACAUCAGUGUGUCAGUAGAUAACAGCUCAGCCCGUGUGAGCUGGCAGCCAGUUGACCCAAACACAGUCCAGGGUCACCUGCUGGGUUAUAAGAUCUAUCUGAAGAGGUUGGGUUCCCAGGGAGGAAGAGAGCGUAGAGCGAUGGUGCACAGAGAGGUGAGAGAGAUUGAGGGAGGAGUGGAGCGAGGGACGGAGAGAAAGGAGGAGAGGUGGGUUGUGGAAGUGGACGGCAACAAGACAAAAGAGGUGGUGACGGGGCUCAAACUCUAUUCCCUGUACGAGCUGUCAAUGACAACCUUCAACGGAAAGGGGGAGGGGCCUCACUCACCGACACACCCCUUCAGGACACCGGAGGGAGUUCCUGGUCCUCCUGCGUCUCUGCGUUUUGAGAGUCCGUCGGAGACAGAGUUAACCCUUCACUGGAGGCCCCCCACUCAGCCAAACGGACGACUUGUGGGAUAUGUUCUACAGUACCAACAGAUUUCAGACAGCCGAAACAGUCCUCUUCAGGUAGAGGUGAUCUAUGACCCCACAGUGACCCACUUCCUGUUGGAAGGUCUGGACCCUCAUAGCCGCUACGUCUUCUACCUGAGGGGACGCACAUCUGCCGGACAGGGACCCCCAAUCACACGGGAGUUUGCCACCCUGCUGGACGGAGUACCUCCCAGUAACAUCAGUACUGUCGUUGGAGAAACAUCAGUGAAUCUGAGCUGGGUCCCUGGAGACAGAUACAGGAACCACAGCUUCCACAUCAAAUACCUCAGCAAGACUGUUGGGGGUAAGUGGGAGGAGUCAGAACAGGUUAACACAUUGCAGGCAUUCUAUUCGCUGACGGGUCUUCAGCCUGGAACACAGUACCGCCUCCUCAUCACCCAUGGCAACUACACGCACUGGGAGGACGAGAUACAGACCACCGGUCCAGAGCUACGUGGUGUGGAAGGGGAUUUUGCUACUCAAGGCUGGUUCAUCGGGCUGAUCAGUGCUGUGGUGUUGCUGUUGUUGCUGCUUCUGGUUCUCUGUUUCAUCAAGAGGAGUAAAGGGGGCAAGUACGCAGUGAAAGACAAGGAAGAGAGUCAGAUGGACUCCGAGGCUCGGCCAAUGAAAGACGAGACGUUCGGAGAGUACAGAUCUCUGGAAAGUGAUGGCGAUGAGAAGCGGUCAGUCAGUCAGCCAUCUCUGUGUGUGGAGAGUAAACUGGGGAGUGACGACUCCCUGGCCGAAUACGGAGACAGUGUCGACAUCCAGUUCAACGAGGACGGCUCUUUCAUUGGUCAAUACAGCGGCCGAGGGCCCGCCCCUACAGGAAAUGAGAGCUCUGGCCCCGCCUCCCCUGUCAAUCUAGACCCCCCUCCUCCUCCGAUAGGCCCCUCCUUCGCCGGAAUACUGGACAGGACCAGUUAAAUGGAUCAGACUGCAUGAAGACCUCUCCUUCCUGACACCACUGCCUGCCUGACAUACACAAGUCCAGUACAUUCCAUGGUGGUACAGUAUGUAGAGAAGCCGUUUACAGAUCAGCUUGCCUUCUCUACUCCAUGUUUACACACACGGUAGUACACACCUGGUCACACACAGUAAUACACACAUCUGGUAACACACAGUAAUACACACACAGUAAUACACACACGGUAGUACACACACGGUAGUACACACCUGGCACACACAGUAGUACACACACAGUAAUACACACAU